AUGGAGCCUGAAGCCAGAAGAGGAGAAAGGCCCACCUAUAGGAAGCCAUAUCCGGCUUAUAUCGAUCAAAUACCUCUAUCCCCGGGUUCUAAGGUGCCAAACUUCACCUUAUUCAACGGAGAGGAUCCCUAUGCUUCAUCAGUUGAGCACAUAGGCAGGUUCUCUGUCCAGUGCAUAGCCAUAGAGAACAAUCCUCUUUUGAAGUUGAGGCUUUUCGAGAAUUCUCUCUCUGGACAAGUUUUUACUCGGUACACCAACCUGCCAGCUAAUUCUGUUCAAACUUGGGAGCAGAUGGAAAGUGUUUUCCACGACUAUUAUUACAGGAUUCAACCAGAAGUCACCAUCAGUGACCUUGCUGCCCUCAAACAGAGUGAAGAUGAACCUGCUCAAGACUUCAUAACCAGGUUCAGGAAGCUCAAAAUGAAGUGCCGAAUCCUUAUGGAAGAAAGACACUUCAUCCAGAUGGCUCAAGCUGCCCUCAAGAUCUCUCUAAGAAAAAGAUUUGAUGGGAUGCUGUUUGGAGACCUGGCAGAACUGGCAGAUAAAGCAUCCAAGUAUGAGGAACUGCUUAGGGAAGAACAUCGGAAGAGGAACUCAUCCAAAGGCACGUAUUACAAGUCACCUUCCUCUUCAAUACAUCUGGUUCAGGUAGAAUCAAAAGAGGAAGCAGAAUGCUCAGAGGAGGGAGAAGUUGCGGUAGCAGAAAUGGCAACAUUGAAACAUCCCAUCAGCUGCAAGGUCCUUACUAAGCCAAAAAGGAUCAGAAGCCACCACCUUUCACAGGAGGGUUUGUUCCGAGCAAACCAACACAGAACAAGGAUACCCAAGCCAGAAGAGCUCAAGGGCAGGCAGUAUUGCAGGUGGCACAACUCUUGGAACCAUUCUACCAAUAGUUGUGUAGUUUUCAGAGAUGUUAUACAGGAAGGAAUAGCAGCAGGAAGGUUGAAACUGGCGGAGAAAUCUCCUUCAGUCACAACAGAUCCUUUUCCCCAACCACAAGUCAACAUGGUCAACUUAAAUUGGCCAGAACAGAAGAGAAACAGGCCAACGACAGAAGCCAAUUCCAGUAAAGGCAGAAUGGUUUCAAGAGAAACUAUUGAAAGGCCAAAACCAACUAUCUCAGCUGGAGUAGUGCUCUGCAGCAAGUGCAAAUGUGAAGCUGAGCUAGAAGUGGUCCUGGACAGGCAGAGUCAGCCCAUUCCGAGUGUUUUUGACAAGAUUGGAACCUCAUCCCGAGAUAGAGCCAGGCGAAAGGAGUAUCCCAGACCAACCCAGCACAGCAGGAGGAUGACAUAG
This is a messenger RNA of Prunus armeniaca (apricot), 1296 nucleotides long. The record is from the annotation of a GenBank genome assembly. Lineage: Eukaryota; Viridiplantae; Streptophyta; Magnoliopsida; Rosales; Rosaceae.